This is a messenger RNA of Marchantia polymorpha subsp. ruderalis, 1300 nucleotides long. The record is from the annotation of a GenBank genome assembly. NCBI's taxonomy places the organism in Eukaryota, Viridiplantae, Streptophyta, Marchantiopsida, Marchantiales, Marchantiaceae.
UCGAGGGGUCGAGGGCGCGGGGAAGUGCAUGCACGCGAGCUUCGAUUGCGAGAGGAGCUGGAAAGAUCGAUCGAUCGAUCAAGCGAUCGAUCGGGGGACGGGAUCGGAUUGGAACAGAGAAUGCGGAGUGCAGGAGGAUUGAGGAGCGCGAGCCAGUGGAUGCGCAAGACGGUGGGAAACAUGAAGGCCGUAGUGAUCACGCAGCCCGGAGGCCCCGACGUUCUGCAGCUGAAAGAUGUCGAGGAGCCGAGUCUGGGCUCGAGCGAAGUUCUGAUCAAAGUGGCGGCGACCGCAGUGAAUCGAGCCGACACUCUGCAGCGGCAAGGGAAGUAUCCGCCGCCCGCCGGCGCCUCGUUGUAUCCGGGCUUGGAGUGUUCCGGCGUCGUCGAGGCAGUCGGUGACCGCGUCCAGAGGUGGAAGGUCGGAGACGAGGUCUGUGCGUUACUCGCAGGCGGAGGAUAUGCCGAGAAGAUCAAUGUUCCUGAGGGCCAGGUUCUGCCAGUUCCGAAAGGAGUUUCUCUGCUACAUGCCGCAGCUCUGCCCGAGGUCUCUUGCACCGUCUGGUCUACCGUUUUCAUGACUUCCAAGCUCACUGCUGGUGAGAGUUUCUUGGUGCAUGGAGGUUCGAGCGGUAUAGGAACUUUUGCAAUUCAGAUAGCCAAAGCAAAGGGAGCCAAAGUAUUCUGCACCGUGGGAAACCAGGAGAAAGCAGACUGUUGCAGGAAGCUAGGUGCAGACGUAGUCAUCAACUACAAAGAGCAAGAUUUUGUCCAAGUCGUUAAGGAGGAAACCGGGAACAAAGGUGUUAAUGUUAUACUCGAUCAUAUCGGAGCAUCUUACUUUCAGAAGAAUGUAGAUGCACUGUCUGUGGAUGGGAGACUUUUUAUCAUUGGAUUCAUGGGAGGCGCAGCCGGGCAAGUAAACUUGGCUCCCGUGAUGCUGAAACGACUAACAGUACAAGGUGCAGGAUUGCGCAGUAGAUCCUUAGAGCAGAAAAGUGACAUAGUUGCAGAAGUGCUGAAGCAUGUAUGGCCUGAGGUAGAAUCCGGAAAGGUGAAGCCCGUCGUACACUCCUCUUUUCCACUGGGCGAUGCGUGCAAAGGGCAUGAACUUUUGGAAUCGAGCGCUCAUGUUGGAAAGAUCAUUUUGACUGCUUAGGCUGUUAUUUCUUGCCUAGCUAUUGUAGCAUAGAUUCUAUACCAGAAGCUUUUUCGGAGCCUGCACAUGAAACACUGUACAUGUACAUACAUUUACUAUUUGAUAUAUCGAGGUGUGUCAACUCUUUUUUGUUCUCUUCGAG